GCCAUUCCGUCGCGAGACGUCGGCCGCGACGCACGUACGAUAACAAAAUGAUUGAUUACGCGCGCCCCUUCGAGCAGAGCACGUGCGACAUCUACUACACCCAGACGACCUCAGCGCCCACCCGCCUCGACGACUUCCAAGUCUUCAGGAGAGGAAACGCUUCUCACAUAUACGGAAACUACUACUCCAAUCCUUCAUACGACGCGUACGAAGAGCCUGAGAUUGAAAAUGCUGCCAAUGUUUACCACACCCUCGUCAGCUGCAGAGAGUACCACCGAGAUGAUUGGAAGUACAAAGUGGUGGUCGAUUGGACCGAAGAUGAUACAGUUUCGUGGAUAGUCGACACAGCCCAGAGCAUAGGCAUCAGUGAAUACGAUAUACCGUUCUUUAACUACAGAGUGACUGGCUUGGAUCUGCGGAACAUGAAGCGUGAAGACUUCGUCCAGCGGAUGGCCCAUCCAAGCAUGGACCCUGUCGCUUCAAGGAAGAUAGGAGAUAACAUUUUCGACAGACUCCACACUAGACUAAAUGAAGAUAUGUUCAGACAAUCUUCAAUAUUUAGAUAUGCGGAAAGUGAGCCUUACCAUCACGAGCAGCAGACCAUGCUAGAUCUAGACGCCGCAGACCACAAAAACAGAAUGUACGCCUCAGAUUACAAACCAAACGACCAGACAUUACUGCAAGGACCUUGCGACUCCAGUGAUGACGCAGAAGAUGUUUUCCGGUCUGAGGAGACAGCCUCCCCGGAGUACUCGUAUGGAAGCGACGUCAGUAAAUCAGGAGACGAGGAUGAUAAGAGGAAAAUGUCGAAGCGGCCACCGGGGAGACCGCGGGGCAGCGGCCGGAAAACAUCCAUAAAGCGACCGAGAAGCGUUUCCGUGCCGGAGUUCUUAAGGAAUCUCUUGUUCGAUCCCAAAUACUGCCCGUCCAUCAUCAAAUGGGAAGACUACGCAUUAGGAAAGUUCAGAUUCGUGAAACCGGACGAAGUCGCAAAACUAUGGGGCAAGAUGAAGCAAAAUGACAACAUGACCUUCGAGAAGUUCAGCCGAGCGAUGCGGUACCACUACCGGCAGUCCGUGCUGGUCUCCGUCCCGACAGCGAGACUGGUCUACCAGUUCGGACCGAAGGGCCCCGACAUAAAGACGGACAAUCCAAACUUCAUCAAAGUCAAAUCAGAAAAUGAACAAGAAAACUAUAACUGCGUUUUGAAUUGUUAAAGAUGUUUUAGGGAGCUGUUGAGCAACAUCGAUGUUGUUUAUCGAUAAAAUAAAAGUACAAAUUUUAUCGAAUUUCAAACGCUAGGUAUUUAAUUAAAUAUGGUCAGCGCGCAUUCGUUGAUAUUGAUUUUUGGUACUCCCGUUUAUUCAUGCACUAGUUUCGGUUUGAAUCCUCGAAAAUUGUUAAGCUCCAAUUAAGAUUUCGACUUAUUAUCUCAAGACGUGCCGCUGUAUUCAAACAGUGGCGUCCGAUACAAUGCUGCGCACGUAAACGGGGAUACUAAUGUUAAAGAUUCGAUGUCACUGAUGCGCGUUCGUUUUAUCCAAGCUUCAUGAGGUGAUGCUUGGAGUUUGUCGUUGAUAGUUAAACUGAUGAUCGUCUUAAAUUAAUUGAAUGUGAGUAACACAUUAUAUAGGUUAAAUAAAAUUGUGCAAAUUAGCUCAUUUCUACCUAUUAUUUCGCAUUCCUCAUUUGACAGAAUUGUAUCGCUUAGUUUACAGAUGUCCGUCCACACGAAUGUUUUGUAAAGGUUUAAUACAUGUAUUUUUAAAUGAAUUUUAUAAAUGUGACACUCGGUCCGCUCAUGAUGUACUACUCCACGGAAUACAAGUUCCAAAAAUAUGCUACAAUUCUAAUUGUAGCAUAAUAUUAUUAUAGUUUCUGUUCUGCUGAUGGGUCGUAAGUCUCGUCUGCUUUACCGUCCUUAUAAGUAUUUACUAACAUUUUAAGUGAAUUUUUCCAUGACAAAAAAGAGACAAAUUUAAAAGUAUUUUCGAGGAGUAUUCUUAUAAAAUCGAAUAAAUUUAAAAGAUAAUAAAAUAUUAUUAUCUUAAAUUCCAUUGAAAACUUGAGAUGCUUUUUGACAGCACAAUUUGACAUUUAUUAGUAAAACGACCCAAACUAAGGGCUAUUUUGAAUUGUCAGAGUUUGAUGAUAAAUUUAUAGAAAUGUCCUGAUGGUUUUUAAAUUGCUUAGAAUGUAGAAAUGAGCACAUAGAUAGGUGUUUUUCUCUGAAACGUUAUUGGAAUCGGUGGUCAACGAAUCGUGACGUGGCAUAUUUAUGAUAUUAUUAUUGUUGAUAAUAAAUAAGUCUAGUAUACAAGUAUACUGCCAUAAACUAUCUGCCUUCCGUACAACUGUUCUUGUCAAUUCUUUAGUCGUCUCAAUGAGAUCAUUUGAAACAUUUUGUAUACCUCUCUAUUGCGUAUAAUCGAUAAGUAAAUUAUACAACGUACAUAUUACGCAAAAACAAAAACCAAACUUGAGUUAUUAUUAAAUUACGUUAACACGAACAAAAUAAUAUUAGGAGUAGGAGGAAUAAUCCUUUCGGACUUACAUGUACAUAAUAUUUUACAAAACUCUAUUAAGUAUGCGUAUUAUAUUAUAAUCUAAAAAGGACUAAGACGAGUCGAAUCUGACGUCAGCGAAAUUUGUAUGUAAAUGUACUAAAAUACACACCGCUCAAUUGGAUAUUCACAAAUAGAGACCACGUAACCGCUGUCUCUAUAAAAACGUAAACUUUUUAUAAUUUAAAAUAAAUAUAAUUUAAAAUAUGUCAGGAUUCACAUAUUUUUAUAAUGAAACAAAUACUUAACUGUGAGUUUUUGCUAAUUUAUCACACCGAAAAUGUAUAAACAUGUACUUAUAUUAGUUAAGUCCAAAUACGUAAAGCUUGUGUCAAAUCUUUGACGUUUGUUCUGUCAAAUGUGCCACGUUCGGUCGUCUGUAGUGUAAUAUUAAUAUAAGCUCACUGUUUGAUCUUAUAGAGGAAACAAAGGUUGUAAAAUGUGCGUGUUAUAUUGUUGGUGAAACAUACGGUACGUCUGGCUUGACCUGUCAAUUAUGAAAGCUGUCAAAGGUGACAUGUCCAUAGAGAUUGUUUUUUUUUUCUAAUAUAUUUAUCGACGUUAGCGUCAAUACAAGGUUGUUCAAGAGAAACGAAUUUUCUGACUUAGUAACGUAAUUAAUUAUAGUACAUAAUUAAAUUUAACAUUAAACUAAAAAUAUCUUUUUUAAUUCUUGUUGUUACCGUAAAUAGUUUAGUCUGUGGUAGUUCGAAAACAUUCCAAUUUUUUUUCUUAUUUAUGAUUUAUUAUUAGGAUCACACAUAGGUUAAGUUUUUUAAAAGCGGUUGCCAUAAACUCGUAUUAUGAUUAAAUGUACUUAAAUAGUUCAUAUUUAGGUUAAUUAAAUGAACAUUAAAGGAACAUCACAUUAUUUUCGUCAAUCUCAGUGAUAGGAUGAAUAUAUUAUUAUUAUGUUUUAGUUUGUUAGUUUAAAUAAGUGAUGUUGGCGCUUUACGUGCAAUAAAAAAGAUCUGUUGGCCAAAGAGUAGUUUCGGAAAACUAAAAAAAACUUGUAUAUUUUAAGAGAAAAAAGUUGUCAUUUUUUUAAUCGCUCGAAAUCCAAGCGGUUGCUGUGAUGUAAGAUAUAGGUACUUAAUGAAUUAUUUUGAAAAAAAAAAACAUAUUUUUUGUUAGUGAAAACAAUAAAGAUAAACAUUUUUUUCAUUAAAGAUAUUUAUGUAAA
Bombyx mandarina (wild silkworm) is the source of this 3747-nucleotide messenger RNA. RefSeq names its product transcription factor Ets (gene Ets). Gene Ontology annotation, cellular component: nucleus. NCBI's taxonomy places the organism in Eukaryota, Metazoa, Arthropoda, Insecta, Lepidoptera, Bombycidae. The record is from RefSeq and is a predicted model, not a curated record. Gene Ontology annotation, molecular function: DNA-binding transcription factor activity, RNA polymerase II-specific; sequence-specific DNA binding. Gene Ontology annotation, biological process: cell differentiation; regulation of transcription by RNA polymerase II.